AGAGGCCGCUCUUCCUAGCUUCGGGGCCCUUUCUCGUCGUAAAGUGUGGCCUUUGAUAUUCAACUCUCCUCUACCAGCAUAGGCUGCAUGAGGGGGGGGCGGGCUCCCGCAUUCCUGCUCGGCGGAGGGGCCGCUCUGCUCCUCUCACUUCUUUGGAUGCCGGCCCUGCUGCCUGUAGUCUCCCGCUUUCUGUUGCUACCCCGAGUCCUGCUGUCCAUGGCUUCAGGAAGCCCCCCGUCCCAGCCCUCGCCGGCCUCGGGCUCCGCCUACGCUGCCGGCUCGGUCUCUGCAGCCUUUGUCACCUGCCCCAACGAGAAGGUCGCCAAGGAUAUCGCCAGGGCUGUGGUGGAGAAGCACCUGGCAGCCUGCGUCAACCUCAUUCCUCAGAUUACAUCCAUCUAUGAGUGGAAAGGAAAGAUUGAGGAGGACAGUGAAGUGCUGAUGAUGAUUAAAACCCAAAGUUCCUUGGUUCCAGCUUUGACAGAUUUUGUUCGUUCUGUGCACCCUUACGAAGUGGCCGAGGUGAUUGCAUUGCCUGUGGAACAGGGGAACUCCCCGUACCUGCAUUGGGUGCGCCAGGUUACAGGGUCAGUUCCUGAGUCCGGCACAGCCCCACCGUGAUGAGCCUUUGUUUUUGCCACGUUCCCUUCAUAUACUUCAAUGUCCCCUGCCUUCCAGGUGAUGACUGGACCCUUAAUAAAGCUUUAGUUCUGUCA
Messenger RNA from Mesoplodon densirostris (Blainville's beaked whale), 716 nucleotides. It is a transcript of the gene CUTA, whose product is annotated as cutA divalent cation tolerance homolog. Gene Ontology annotation, biological process: response to metal ion. The transcript is spliced from 6 exons. Bases 88 to 621 code for a protein of 177 amino acids. Lineage: Eukaryota; Metazoa; Chordata; Mammalia; Artiodactyla; Ziphiidae. The record is from RefSeq and is a predicted model, not a curated record. Gene Ontology annotation, molecular function: copper ion binding.